AUGAAUCCUGAAGCCUCUCAAGGAAAUGUCGCCGGAGAUGGAACAACUCCAACUCCGGUCAGCCAGAUCCAUACUAAUCAGAGCCCUGUUCAUCGGAUUGAAGAGUUUGAUGACCCGAUGUACCUUCAUAUCACGGAAAAUCCGAAUUUGGUAUUGGUCUCACCACCGUUGUCUGAGCACAACUAUGCUUCAUGGAGCAGGUCCAUGAAGAUAGCCCUAGGAGUGAAGAACAAGUUCGGAUUCGUGAAUGGAGCUGUUACGAGACCUAAUGCAGCAGAUCCUAAGUAUCCUGUUUGGAGAAGGUGUAAUGACAUUGUAUGCUCUUGGAUUCUGAAGUCCUUGAACACAACAAUCGCAGAGAGUGUUUUGUAUUUUGAGUUUGCAGAAGAUAUCUGGAAUGCACUCAUGAAACGAUACUCUCAAGCUGAUUCACACAAGAUUGCAGAAAUUCAGAAUGAGAUAUUUAGAAAUCUGCAAGGUAGUAUGUCUAUUAAUGAAUACUUCACUAGAUCUAAUGCCUUAUGGGAGCAAUUGAAUGUUAUGAGGCCCUUGCCAAUAUGUGAGUGUGUGCCUAGGUGUUCGUGCACUCUUAUGAAUAAGAUCCAGAAAGAAAUACAAGAUGAUCAGGUCAUCAGAUUCCUUGAAGGCCUCAAUGAAGAAUUUGAAACUAUAAAAUCUGGAGUGCUUGUGAUGGAUCCAGUUCCUCCUAUUGAAAAGGUCCUAAAUAUGGCUCUAAAACUGGAAAGGAAGCUCAACAGUUCUAUCAACUACAAGAACAAUGAGGUUGUCCAAUCCAAUGCUAUUCAGGGUGAUCCAAAUCACUAUGUUGAUGAACAAAGUGCUGUAGCUAUGGUGACUGGAAAUAACAAGAGAAGAUUCAACACUAAUGGAGGGAAGAGUGUGCCAAAGUGCACAUAA
Messenger RNA from Ipomoea nil (Japanese morning glory), 918 nucleotides. RefSeq lists its product as uncharacterized. NCBI's taxonomy places the organism in Eukaryota, Viridiplantae, Streptophyta, Magnoliopsida, Solanales, Convolvulaceae. The record is from RefSeq and is a predicted model, not a curated record. The transcript has a single exon. Bases 1 to 918 code for a protein of 305 amino acids.